CUGCAAUCCUUCCGAAAUCACCGACAGUCGCGGCAGCAUGGUCCCAGCCUACCAUCGCUUUACACACAACAUGAUCGUGAAGAUCCGUAUGGAUUGACGAUAGAUAUCGUCGCGAAAACAGGUAUUGUAGACGGGAGAGGAGACGCUAAACGCGGUGCGCCACCACGACAUCCUUGAACAUGACGUAGAGCCAGCCGCAUUUCACUAUUACCAGCUGUGAACACUCGAAGGAAUAACAACAGAUCAUGCAAACGCAACAAGUGCAACGAAACUCGACACCAAAAGCCGCGAAGAGCGACAGCAAAAUGGGAGACAAAAAACAACAGCCCAUCCCAGACAAAGAGAUAAAACAAAAUGCCGGAGUUUCAGCCACUAUGGCACUGCAGGCGGCGCAGAAAGCGUGGGAAUACCGGCAAGCUGCUAACGCAGCAGGUGAUCCAGAUGCUCGAGAAGAGAUCCUCGCAAAAGCCAUCAAUAAAGAGAUCGAAGCCGAGUCCUUUGGCAAGGCAGCAAAAUAUACACAAUCUGGUGCAUUCCAAGGGCUCGCUGCUGGCGCUGGCCUCGGUGUACAGCCUGGGGUUACGCUUGGAAAGAUCACCGGCGCUAUUGUAGGAGGGACAGUCGCUACUGUCACAGGUCUGCUUGGUGGUGGAAUCGGCUCAGUGUAUGGUGCCAUGCAUGGCCCAAUGUGGGAUCUUGGACAGAUGGCCAGUCAUGGCGUGCGAGGUGUUAUUGGAGACUUUCCAAACUGGAAGUCUACACCGGCACAAAAAAGGGCACUAGAGAAGAUGGUCAUGCAGUCGAAAGAGACGCAAGCCCCAAAUGAAGAAGAGCUGGAGCAGAUGAAGAAUGAGAUGCCCGAUGACAUGCCACAAUCAUGGUCGCAAUCAGUGUCGGACAUGACGAGUUGGAGACCCUCGAUGCCGUCGAUGCCCAACAUGCCAAACAUGCCAUCGAUGUCACAGGCCGGUACUGCAGUGGGCUUGGGUGGAUUGGGCGCUUCGCUCGGGCUAGGAGGCAAAGACAAGGGUCAAGAGCAACAAGCCCAGCCGACUGCGAGACAAGCAUCUCAGCAGAAUGGGCACGCUGUCCGUCAAGCGUCGAAACAAAACGAGGCCUCUGCACCCAAGCAAGCAUCCACACCCAAGCAGGCCCCAACGCCCAAGGAAGCACCGCAGGUGGAGUCUCAAUCCAAAAGACCUUCAGACUCGCCGAAAGACUCAAAACCUCAGCCCCGCAAAUCGCAGCGCACGUCUGCGCCACAGCAACAAGCUGAAUCGAAUGCGCAUACGGAGUCCAAGCCUCCGACGCAGGCAUCCCAGCCAAAGGCGCAGUCUUUCAGACCCAAGGAGCCGGCUGCAAAGAAGGAAGCAGAGUCAAAGAAAUCCCCACCGAAGCUAGCCUCCAAGUCUCAGACGGCCAACAAGCCUGCAGCACCUACCCAACCGAAGCCUGCAGCCUCAACUGCAAACACGGAGAACAAAACGUCUGCUUCGACGAACGGACAGCGGAGGAAGCCGAGGAAGCUAACGCCGAAAUCCGCCAAUGCGGAUUCGAGUUCAGGAUCGACCACCAAGCGGGCCCCGCGAAAGCUUGAGUCGCGCAAAGCAGCCGCAGCAGCCUAGAGCGCCUUGCGCAACGCGAACUGACGAACGGAAACUCGGGAUCUUGGCCCAGGAAUUACAGCAUGCGGGUGCGGUCUUCAGGAAGUUGUUGCAUACAGUUCAGGAACGGCGUUCCGGAGUGUUUGGUUUCUCAUUCUUAGCGAGCAGGCAGUCUCAUUCUGAACCCUUUGUUGUCGCCACUCCGCCAUCGUAGCUUGAUAUGAUACCCAGCAUCGUCCAAUCUCAUAUGGUACGUAUGCGCUUA
Messenger RNA from Didymella exigua CBS 183.55, 1869 nucleotides. RefSeq lists its product as uncharacterized. Bases 246 to 1625 code for a protein of 459 amino acids. Lineage: Eukaryota; Fungi; Ascomycota; Dothideomycetes; Pleosporales; Didymellaceae. The transcript has a single exon. The record is from RefSeq and is a predicted model, not a curated record.